This is a messenger RNA of Lachancea lanzarotensis, 774 nucleotides long. RefSeq names its product LALA0S01e02102g1_1 (gene ARO7). The transcript has a single exon. The coding region runs from base 1 to 774 and encodes 257 amino acids. Gene Ontology annotation, biological process: aromatic amino acid biosynthetic process; chorismate metabolic process. Gene Ontology annotation, molecular function: chorismate mutase activity. Gene Ontology annotation, cellular component: cytoplasm. The record is from RefSeq and is a predicted model, not a curated record. Lineage: Eukaryota; Fungi; Ascomycota; Saccharomycetes; Saccharomycetales; Saccharomycetaceae.
AUGGAUUUCUUGAAACCUGAGACGGUCUUGGACCUGAAAAACAUCCGCGAUGAGCUGGUGAGAAUGGAGGAUACGAUUAUCUUCAAAUUCAUCGAAAGGUCACAUUUUCCAACUUGUCCUGCGGUUUACAAGGAAAGGGACCCUGGUCUCCGCAUUCCUGAUUUUGAUGGUAGUUUUCUGGAUUGGGCUUUGAUAAAAGCUGAAAUGACACAGUCACAAAUUAGACGAUUUGAGUCCCCCGAUGAAACCCCCUUUUUCCCGGAUAAAAUACUGAAACCAAUUUUGCCCAGUAUCAAUUAUCCCAGGGUCUUGGCAACGUACUCGCCAGAAGUUAAUUUCAAUGGGGAGAUCAAGGACGUUUAUAUCAAUCAAAUAACGCAUCUCAUCUCAAAAUACGAUGGUGAAUGUUGGGAAAACCUAGGGUCUGUGGCUACCAUUGACAUAGAAUUACUGCAGAGUCUCAGCAGAAGGAUUCAUUUUGGCAAGUUUGUCGCAGAAGCCAAAUUUCAAGCGGAUCGUCCAUUGUACUCGAAGAUGAUUCGCGAAAGGGAUAUCGAGGGCAUCUAUGAAAACAUUACCAAUAGCGCGGUGGAGGAAAAAAUAUUGGAAAGAUUGUGCGUCAAAGCUGAGGUCUAUGGAGUCGAUCCAACUGAUAAAGCCGGACAACGGAAGAUUACGCCCGCAUAUUUGGUCAAAAUUUACAGAGAACUUGUAAUUCCUCUGACAAAGAAAGUAGAAGUCGACUACCUGCUUCGUAGACUCGAGAGCGAGUAG